Messenger RNA from Amoebophrya sp. A25, 1530 nucleotides. NCBI's taxonomy places the organism in Eukaryota, Dinophyceae, Syndiniales, Amoebophryaceae. The record is from the annotation of a GenBank genome assembly.
GGAUACGCUACUAGCUACUCGCAUAAUAUUAUGACAAUUCGUUGAUGAAAAUAUACCUCUUGCCAGGCACAUCAGUCAAUCAAUCAAUCAAUCAAUCAAUCAAUCAGUGCCCCCCGUAUCUCUGCGAGACGAGACUACUUUAUUACGCGUCUGCGCUUAGCUUCUACUAAUUGCAUAACCUGUUCACGGUAAGGCAAGAAUCUUCUUCGUAGUCAAUCAGAAUCAAUCACGACGACAAAAACAAAAUGCCGAAGCGAAAGCCCACUCGAGGUCCCUUUGUGCGUAUUCCGCAGUACGCCAGGGACGCGAAGACGGAUAGACUCAAACGAGAGAGGAACAAGAUCAAAAAGGAAAUCGAGCGAAAUCGGGAGUUGUAUCCUAGCGACUACGAAAGUGAAGAUGAAAAGGAAGAAGCCAAAAAAGCUAGAAGGAUGGAGCAGGAGGAGAAUGAUUCAUCUGCUGCGAAGAGGAGACGAACGUCAGAGGGAGAAGCAGCGGGGACUAAGGAUGCUUCAAACACUAGUGGAAAAGCGACGGCCUUGCUAAAGGACCUCUUGGCUAUGGGAAAGGUGAGAAAAGCCCGCUUUGAACGCUUAAAGAAAGAAGGCGACUUUUUUCUCCAAUCCGAAGAAUCCGUGGACCGACUCCUCAAAGUGAAAGGAGGCGUGGUGGAACACACGGUUGUUAUGGACAUCAUCGAAUCUGGCUCUUCUAGACAUUCCUGCAUGUGGGCGGGUACAUUCCUUAAUCAUGCAAAGGCUAAUAAAAGCCACACACAAAGAACACCUCUAGAAUAGGUACAAUCAUCAUCAUCAUCAUCAUCAUCAUCAUCGUACAUUCUUUGGAGUGCCUUGUUCACAUUCUGUUUGCAAUAGGCUUUCUUUUCACAAUAAUACGUAUACCUGUUCCAUCUAAUUAUAAUUUAAUUACUGUGGUUCACUCACAUACAUUCUUUCACUCAUACAGUUUACUGAGUAAUGGGUUCUCGUUUGCCUCUUCAAGCAAGUUGUAAGAAUCGUGAAGAUUGCUCUACAACUGGAAAAGUGUUGUACCUAUGAAUGUAUUAAUACAGCAGUACUAUGCAAGUAAGUCACUCCUACAUGAUUUAUUUACUUCAGAAGUAAUGACACCUCUUCUGCUACUAGAGCAUGUCAUUAUUAAUGAGCACUUCUCUGGUCUACCUCUAACAAACCGAACUGCUUUGACGAGAUGCAAUUGAGAAAGGAGUUUCCGGAUCAAGGUGUGGGACACAAAUACUUCGCGAGCGGCAAAUUCGCCAUUCAGUACGUCCUGAGUAGAGAAGGAAUCCCAGUAUGCCAAGUGAUCAAGAAGGAGAGGGUUUGAGGAGAUCUUCACUGCGUAUGCGGAGACACGUUCACUGAUGUAAAAGGCAUAUUAUAACAGUCGGAUCACGAAAUAAGGAUAUUCGCGAAAGGCUUCUCGCGAGAUAGAUGGGACCCCUGAAAUCACCCUUAGGCAUGAUAUUGUUACUGCAUAAAUGAGACAUGAUAAAAGCCUAGACCACCCCAU